Molecule: messenger RNA, 335 nt
Organism: Symbiodinium sp. CCMP2456
Lineage: Eukaryota; Dinophyceae; Suessiales; Symbiodiniaceae
Source: the annotation of a GenBank genome assembly
GCAGUCGAGCGGUACCCACAAAAGUACGUGGACUUCGAUGGACAAGUCGUGGCAGAUCGGGCCUACAACAUGCGAGGCUACAUCCGCGGCUCUGGGGGCGGGCCCCGGGCAUUUGAAUCAGUCGAGUGGGAUCCGAGAAAGCCCAACGUUCUUGCUGUCACCAUCAAACGUGAUGGCCUCUCGGUCAAAACCGAAACCCGGGUCAAGAAGAGGUCCGUGGGAAUUCCGGAAGGACGCAAUGACCUCUUCAAUAGCAGUGAAGUCUACGUUCAGGAAGUCAGCGGUGCGGGUGACAGCGGUCGGGACAAAGUGACGCCCAUCCGGUGUGUAAACAA